Molecule: messenger RNA, 921 nt
Organism: Bacidia gigantensis
Lineage: Eukaryota; Fungi; Ascomycota; Lecanoromycetes; Lecanorales; Ramalinaceae
Exons: 1
Coding region: 1-921 (306 amino acids)
Source: RefSeq, a predicted model, not a curated record
AUGUCGCACUUCCUGAAAUUACCCCUAGAGUUGCGAAAUAUAAUCUACAGGCAUUGUCUUGUCAUGGAAGACGACAACGACGACGACGACGGGAUCAUCCCUUACCUCAGAUCAUACGAAGAGGAAGAUGGCUUGGAAUCUUGGAAUGGCUUCCGAGCUCCCAUCCCGGGAAUUGGGCUUCUCACUGUCAACAAAGAAAUUUCCAGCGAAGCGAAAAUCAUAUUCUACGGGGAAAACCGAUGGAGACUUCAUUGUUGGGGUCGCUAUCCAGGUCACAUAUCUGAUAAAGACCAACUUCGUGUGAAAAACAAACACCUCUUUCGACACGUCCAGAUCACACUAGAUGCCAGAGAUCUCCAUCGCCGCGACAGCGUGGUACUCAUCAAUGGCAAAUUUGAGGAGAACCGAGACCCAAACGGCGAGCUACAAGCCCGUCAUGCGGAUAAUAGGCGUCAUCAUCUGCGCAACUGGGGAUUGACGCUUCGCAUACUUGAUGGGAUGAAUUUGAUAUCUUUGGACAUUGAAAUUGGCUAUAUGUUCUGCUCAAUUGGAUGCUGUCGCUUCGGAGCUCUAUCCUUGCCACAAAAUACAGAGAGUGUAGCGGGCUACGCAAGCCAGUUGAUCGAGAAUGAAAGCACCGAGGAUCGAAAGCUUUCCCGGUUGUUGUACAGUGCAAUGGGGCUUAAUGAACCAUUGCCAAGCUUCACCACUAAACGAUGUCGACUGUCUGAUAUGUUUACAAGCGCUGAGUACGAGAGAGCACAUUUACACGGAUUCGGAUGCGAAUUUUGUCCGUUAAACCAGGAGAAGUAUAACACAAGCGCAUGCACAUGGAAGGCCGAGUUGGAGAAUGAAACCUUUUCAAGUGAUGAUGGCAGGCUUUCAGAUACAUCUGAGUUUCAAGAUUACUAUGAUGCUUAG